AUGCUUGGUAUCAAUUUGGCUGAGAAUAAGAUUUUCAAGGUCAUGGUGCGCCUAUUGGCCCAAGCAAGCAUUAAGCCUGUUAUGGACAAGGACAACAAACCAAUCUACCCAGGCAUCAAUGCCUUCAUCAUUGGUGGUACGGUUAUGGUCCCUGCCCAGGAUACAAUGCAAUUUGUCCAACUUGAUAAUCCCUCGAACUUUUGA
Molecule: messenger RNA, 204 nt
Organism: Lichtheimia ornata
Lineage: Eukaryota; Fungi; Mucoromycota; Mucoromycetes; Mucorales; Lichtheimiaceae
Exons: 2
Coding region: 1-204 (67 amino acids)
Source: RefSeq, a predicted model, not a curated record